AUGGUUCACUCCGUCGUACAAGCGUGUGCAGUAGCUGCAACUCUGUCAGGCAUGGCCCUCGUGCUCCCAACUACUGAUGCACACCAGAUUGUGCUACUUCCAGAACCCCAGUGGACGACGAAUGACAAGGAUACCAAGUACAAUCCGCUCGCUUUCCUGGAAAAUCAGGGCUUUAAACCUCAGGAAGACUUCGCUGCAUGGAGCAAGGAGAACGGCUACAAAUCGCUUCGUGAUUUCAUGGACAGAGCCAAGUACGAAGUUACCCCCGGUGCUGAUUUUUCCUGUGGUUUUACAAACCCCAAGGGUACACCACAACCUAUUCCGGCGCAAGGUAUCAUGCGUUCCACCGGGUACACUCACGACGGUCCAUGCGAAGUGUACCUUGAUGAUACCUUGGUGCUCCAAGGCGACAAUUGCCAUGAGAAAUUCCCCGGCAAGGACUGCCCCAUCGACUACUCAUCGUGCAAAGGAACAUGCACACUUCGAUGGUACUGGUUGGGCAUCCGCUUCCUGAAGAAUGCGUACUCAUGGCAGGUGUACAAGGAAUGCAUUCCGUUGGUGGGAUCUGGUGGAGUCUCGCAAACGGCGCCAGUAACGUCGGGGACAGGUAAACCAGAGACUCAGGCAAUGAUAUCGUCACCGGAAUCACCAGCGACUCAACCGCCCAUCAUUUGGGGAACGCCCGCAAUGAAGACGUCAUCUUGGAGCGGAAAGCCGCCUAUGCUCGGGGAUCAUCGCCGCCUGCUUAAGUGA
Messenger RNA from Phytophthora nicotianae INRA-310, 753 nucleotides. RefSeq lists its product as hypothetical. The record is from RefSeq and is a predicted model, not a curated record. The transcript has a single exon. NCBI's taxonomy places the organism in Eukaryota, Oomycota, Peronosporomycetes, Peronosporales, Peronosporaceae. The coding region runs from base 1 to 753 and encodes 250 amino acids.